CUGCCGGCUGGCCAAUGGGGCGCGGCCGAGUCCGCGGGGCGCGGCCCGAAGCGGUACCUGACGGAUCGGGUGAGACCCGAGCCCGCCCGAACGCGGCCGAGUCCCCGAGCGCUGCGGCCCGGCGAGGCGAAGAGUCCCGAGCGCGCUCGAGCCGUGUCCGAUCUCAGCCGAAGGCGGUAGCGAGGAGCGCCGAUGUGUGCCGAGUCGUCUCCGAUCGCGCCCGAGCUCCGCUCGCCGGCCCGAACGGAGACGCCCGAACGGGCAGCGCCCGAAUCCGCCCGAAAGCGACCGAACCGGGCCGAACGCUCCGAUCGCGCCCGAAGGCGGGUGGGCGGGGCGAGUGGCCGCGCGCGGGCUGCCGGGACGGCGGAGAACCGGCGGGCGGGGCGGGGGCGUCAAGAUGGCGGUACCGAGCCGAGGAAGAACAUCAGAGAUUGUAUCCUUUCUGUACCACUGCUCCCUCCAUGCAAGACUCCUGGAGAAGACUGCCUCAAGUGGAUUCCUAUCUUCUGUCCAGUAACUCUGCACAGUGCUGGAUCCUGCUCUAUGUAAAUGGGGUUUAUUACAUCUUCUACUUCUUGGCAACUCUUGCAAUGAUUAUUUACAAAAGUCAGGUUUUCAGUUAUCCAGAUGAUUUUUUGGCUCCUGAUCUUGCUGUGCUUUUCCUUAUGGCCAUUCUGGAAGUGCCUCGAUUGUACUUGGGUUUCAAGGGUAACCUGACAGAAGCAGAGGCGCCGCUGGGGGUGAGCCUGGGGCUCACGGUGGGCAGCGUGCUGCUGUGUGUGUACCUGCUGCUGUGGCAGACCUACGUGCUGUGGGCAGAUGUGCUCCUCAACGCCGUGCUGCUCUCGGCCUACGGGCUCGAGUCGGGGCUCAAGGUCACGGCCAUCGCUGCCUUUGUCAGCUGAGCCCGGCCCUUCCCACACGCCUGCCACACAUUUCUUCUCUGAGAGUGGGGCUUCAUUUCCACUGCUGAAUCCCUGUGUAUAUAAAAACCCUGUAAAGCUUCUCUCUGUUUAAAUGAGAAGUUUUGGGGACGUAGAUGUCCUGCCCAGGAGCUGUGUGAUGCUGUCCACCAUUGUGUUAUUUAUGGGCAAAGGCAAGGGAUGAAUCACAAAACACUUAACACUCUGGCAUUCACCAGGGGUCAGUACUGAAUAUCCAUUCCCAACACAGGAUAGGAGGCAGUGCUGCUGGCAUGGUGGCAUUUUCAUGGCACAGGAGCAACAUGCAGCCCAAGUGACACAGAAAUGAAUCAGGCCAGGGCUCACUUGUGCCUUGCCACGCACACAUCCGUGUUUGAGGGCACAGCUGCUCUGCUGCUCUCAUUUGUGUUUCCAGACCUCAGUGGUAAUUUCCCUGACUUUAGUAGGGCAGAACCUGAUGUAUCCCAGUGGGGGAGAGUGGAACUGGGUUUUGUGCAUACCUGGAGAGCCAAGCCGCAAGGUUUGGCAGCCAGUUCUUACUACGUGAGGGGAAGUUUGGUCAGACAGGAUGGCUUUAAAAUGAACAAAACCAUUCACCAUUUGUUCUCCCUUCUGUCCUGUUUAAAAGUCCAACAGAAUGUUGGCAGUUUUAUUUCUAUUCAGUGUUAAAUGUGCUUAUUUAUACUAUUUUGCAAAAAUUACUAUAUUCAAGUCUGUCUUAACUUCUAACUGGUGCAAGUGCAGAAUUUUUUACUGUCUCAAAAAUAUGUGUUAAUGGAAAGCUUUGGGAGUUCCUGGUUUUUUGAAGAAGCCUAUUUUCUAUUCAGAAUUUCAUAUUUUUGUAUUUAUUUAUUCAUUCAAAUAAAUAAUGGUUUAGAUC
Molecule: messenger RNA, 1806 nt
Organism: Pyrgilauda ruficollis (rufous-necked snowfinch)
Lineage: Eukaryota; Metazoa; Chordata; Aves; Passeriformes; Passeridae
Gene: TMEM80
Product: transmembrane protein 80
Exons: 5
Coding region: 15-908 (297 amino acids)
Biological process (GO): non-motile cilium assembly
Cellular component (GO): ciliary transition zone
Source: RefSeq, a predicted model, not a curated record